This is a messenger RNA of Chironomus riparius, 4443 nucleotides long. The record is from the annotation of a GenBank genome assembly. Lineage: Eukaryota; Metazoa; Arthropoda; Insecta; Diptera; Chironomidae.
GUAGUAUAUCCUAAAAAGUUGAGAAGUAACGACCGAAAAAUGAAAGUGUCCAAAUAUUUUUUCCUGCUUGCAUUUCUUGUAAUAUUCCUGAAUAGUAAGACAACAGCUGGCGGUUCCAGAAAUGAUCGGCAAUUGCAUCAAUCUGGUUUUACCACACGUGCUCCUCUAAUUCAUCGUGUGAGAGAAAGAUUAACGUCAAUAUUAAUGCACAACCAUGAAAAUAUAGCUUAUCAUCAUCAGCUAUAUCAUCAACAUCAGCACAAUUACUGGAAUAUUUUGCAUGGACAUUUAUAUACAACUCCAAUGGUCCCAGUAUCUCAAUCAACUGUUACCGCAAUAAGUUUAAAUUCAACCACAACUUUUCCUGAAACAACUUCUUCUAUUUUACCAACUUCCACUGAAUCAACUGAAUCCUCUACAUCAUCUUCAACAACAACUUUGAGCCCUCAAAAAAACUCUCAAGCUGUUACACUUCCUUUUUUCAUCACGACUCCGACUACUGAAGCCAUAAAACAAUCUACAACAUUAGCUACAGAAACAUCGACUAUACAAUCAACUACAAUCGAAUCCACAACAACUAAAACUGAGCCAACAACAACCAAGACUGUCCCAACUAUGUCCAGAACUGAGUCAACAACAUCCAGAACUGAGCAAACAACAUCAAAAACUGUGCCAACUACGUCUAAAACUGAGUCAACAACAUCCAGAACCGAUCCAACAACAACCAGAACUGAGCCAACAACAACCAAGACUGUCCCAACUACGUCCAGAACUGAGUCAACAACAUCCAGAACUGAGCAAACAACAUCAAAAACUGUUCCAACAACAUCCAAAACUGUGCCAACAACAUCCAGAACUGAGCCAACAACAUCUAAAACUGAGCCAACAACAUCUAAAACUGAGCCAACAGCAUCCAGAACUGAGACAACAACAUCCAGAACUGAGUCAACAACAUCCAGAACCGAUCCAACAACAUCCAGAACUGAGCAAACAACAUCAAAAACUGUGCCAACUAUGUCUAAAACUGAGUCAACAACAUCCAGAACCGAUCCAACAACAACCAGAACUGAGCCAACAACAACCAAGACUGUCCCAACUACGUCCAGAACUGAGUCAACAACAUCCAGAACUGAGCAAACAACAUCAAAAACUGUUCCAACAACAUCCAAAACUGUGCCAACAACAUCCAGAACUGAGCCAACAACAUCUAAAACUGAGCCAACAACAUCUAAAACUGAGCCAACAGCAUCCAGAACUGAGACAACAACAUCCAGAACUGAGUCAACAACAUCCAGAACCGAUCCAACAACAUCCAGAACUGAGCCAACAACAACCAAGACUGUCCCAACUACGUCCAGAAAUGAGCCAACAACAUCAAAAACUGUGCCAACUACAUCCAAAACUGAGUCAACAACAUCCACAAUUCAAUCUACAAUCUCGAAAACAACCCCAAAUUCAAUGGAAACAUCACCCACUAUAGCAUCAACAACUACAACGCCGUUGAAAGAUCCUUGUGAUGAUCGUAAAACGCUUUAUGCAAAUGGAGUUGCCCUUAUAAAGUUGUGUUACAUCAAUGAAUCAUUGACAUGGUUUGAAGCAGAAGAAAAGUGUUUAUCACUUAAGUAUCGUUUAUUUGAAAUCAACACAUAUUUUAAGGAAAUAUCCAUGUUUAAUUAUUUUAAAGAUUUUGCAGUCAACAAUGAGUUUCAUUGGGUAAAUGGAAUCGCUGUUUAUACUGCAACAUCCACAGAUUGGUAUGUUGUUGAUCCAAAUCAAGUAUGGAACUAUACAUCUAAUAAUUGGUACGGAUUGGUUAAGGCUCCAGUUCCAGGAUUAUGUUUGGGUAUUAUAUUUGUGUCUGGAGCAGGAAAGUUUACUACAAAGGACUGUGAUGUCUUCCACUCUACUUUUUGUCAACAAGCACAAAACAUUCAAAUAUGUGGCAGCAUCAACGAUUGUUUUGAUGCGAGCAACAAAAAGAGUAAAAUGUUAAUAGCUUAUAACAACAACUCACAAAAUAAUGAUGAUCAACAACAUAUAUCAAGUGAUGGAGAGAAGCUGAAGAGAAGUUUAGUCUCUUUUCAGCCAUCAUCGGAAUCAGAUGAAAAUUUCUCGGAUGAAAGCCAACAUCGACAUAUUUUAAAGAUACAAAUUUCUCCAACGACAGCAGUAGUAAAAGCAAUAGCUGCGACAAGAAAUUCCUCGUCGAGUGAAAUUGUCGACAAUAGCAAAUUGAAUAAAUCAUCGUCAAUAAUUGUGAAUAGUAAUAGUAAUAAUAGUAAGAGUAAGAAAAUGUCGGUAGUGUCAGGCAAGAGAUGUGAAAACGAUUCGAUUUAUAGAAAUGUGACAAUAAUAAGAAAUAGUAACAAUGAUGACAAUGAGUUCGAUGAUGAUCAAUUUGAAAAGGAUGAAUACGAUAUUGAAAAUUUAAGUGAUGAUCAAAAAUUAGUUUUGAAUGGACAUCAUAUAACGGUAAAAUGUGGUAGUGGCAGUGCUAAAAUUAAUAAUAAGUUAAUUAGGAAUAAAACUGAAAUCAUUCAAUUGACGAAUGGACAUAGUGGAAGCGGAAAUAUUAUGAAUAUUGUAAAUAGUAAUAAUUCCAAUGGAAUCAUAUUGAGUAGUGGUCAAUGUUCACCAGAAGAAUGUAUCAGUGUAAAUGGUGAGGAUCAUUUAGAUAGUGGAACAUGUAGUGAUGUGGAAAUUAACGUUGGUUAUGGUUUAAUUACAAAAUCAAUGCCUUCAUCACCGCCACCACUUCCUCCAAAAGGUUUGAAAAAGAUUGCCAAAUUGAGUGAAAGUACAUUCAGUGAUGCAUCAAGUGCAUCCUCAUCGUCUGAUUCUAUGCAAUAUCAACAUCAACAAAUUGAUGAUCAACUCAAAUCACCGGAUCUAAUUCGUUCUAUUGAGAACAGCACUAAAUUAAAUCAAUCAAUAAAAAAUAAAGAAAAUGACAUGAUAAGUGUACUCUUACCGACAUCCUUACUGCAUGACAUUCGAAAUCAUUCAAUGAAAGCAUUUUUACAAUCAAGUUUAAUUCAUGGUGAAGAUGAUGACGAUAGUGAGAAUGAUAUAGUGCUGCAAUAUGAUAGUGGUGAACUUAAUUAUAUUGAUAUUGACUUUUCAAAUGAAAAGAGUGAGGAAGUGAAAGAAGAAAUUGUCAUUAAAGAACAUUUUGUUGAAAAAAGCGAAAAAAGUAAAAAUAAUAAAACAAUUGUGGACUUUUUUGAGGAUGAUAAGUUUUACAAAUUCCAUUUGAAUGAAAAUACAGCAAGUGAGGAUGAUAAAACAGCAGCAACACAUGAAGAAAGUGAUGAAAGUUUUGCAGGAUAUAAAGAUUUAAGAAGUGGAACAUCUACAAUAAGAAGUGCAAAAGGAACAAUUCGUGGAGUAAAGAAUCGAGUCAGAAAUGGAAUUGCAACAUUCCUACAGAUGCAACAGUCAACAAUUAAGAACUUCAAGGAGAAAGACGGUGGAAAGAUUGUGCUGUAUACAACAAGUAUGGGUGUUGUAAGAACAACUUAUGCCAAAUGUCAAGCAAUGAAACAAAUUCUAAGAACAUUGAUGGUCAAAUUUGAGGAACGAGAUGUCUUUAUGUGCUUUAAUCAUCAAAAGGAAAUUCGAGAACGGAUGCAAUCAGAUGACAUUGAUGUUCCACAAUUAUUUGUUGAUGGACACUACAUUGGUAACGCUGAUCAAGUCGAAAGACUCAACGAAACUGGUGAGCUGAGAAUGAUGCUCAAGCCAUUCAAGGUAAUCUCAAGUUACCAAAAUAUAAAUUCAUGGUGCUGACUUCCUCAAACUAAUUUUCAUUUCAUUAUUUCCGUCUUUUUUUCACAGUCCCGAGACUCAUUAGCAUUGUGCAAUACGUGUGGAGGAUAUAAAAUGAUGCCAUGCACAUCAUGUGGCGGUUCCAAAAAAUCCAUACAUCGCAAUCAUUUCACAGCAGAAUUUGUUGCUCUCAAAUGUAUGAACUGCGAUGAAGUUGGCUUAGUCAAAUGCUAUAACUGUGUAUAAAUGCUUCUUAAAGUGUUUUAGAUAAAAGAAAUUUUUCUUUUCUUAAAAGUCAUUAAGAAGAACACAAUGAAGACUGAGGGGAAAUGUUAUAAACUCCAUUAAUACUGAAGAAAGUCAUUAAAGUAAAACGAGCAAAUAAUUGCAAUAACAUGAAAAUUCAAUUUUCGAAAUUUAAUUCAAACAAAUCAUAAUAAAAUAAAUGAUUAGGUAAAAUUUGUAAAGCAAUGUGGUGAGUGAGCUGAUGCUUAAUGUAGUAGUCUAAUUAAAUUUCUUCUCUUUAGUAUUAAUUUUAUUUCGCGUUUUACUUAUUGAAGAAAUCGUUAUAAGAAGAGAAUGAAUGAAGAUUUUUAUUUUUUUGUGUAUGCAUAGCUGUUAUUACUUUUACUGUAAUUGUUAAUAAAGUUAUUUUAUUUAUUGCUUAUUAAGUUG